Molecule: messenger RNA, 3867 nt
Organism: Durusdinium trenchii
Lineage: Eukaryota; Dinophyceae; Suessiales; Symbiodiniaceae
Source: the annotation of a GenBank genome assembly
AUGUGGCACGUGCUUCACGUGCUCCUUGCGCUUGGCGCUUGCAGGCUCGCAACCUCAAGGGUUUUGCUGAUCGAGUCUGCUGGCGCUGAUGUGGGCGACUGUUCGCAACCCUGUGCCAGCCUGCAGUAUGCGAUCAGCCAGGUUGAAGAGGGGGACAUCAUCCGCAUGGGAAGCGGCAUUUUUGCCGGAAGCCUCAACCGCAACUUAAACCCGUCAAGCAUGGGCAAGGGCAAUUUCACCAUCGAAGGCAAGGGACGUAGCAGCACCGCUGAAACCAUUGUUGAUUUGCAGUCGCUUGGGCGCUUCAUGCUCUUGGAUGCCGUUGCGGGAGACGUGACCAUCCAGACAUUGAGUGUGAUGGGUGGGAAUUGCGCAGGGGUGGUGGAGGGAGGCCAAGUGGGUGCCGGCUUUGCUUUGGUUGGCUCCUCGGCCACUUUGCGCCAUCUGGCUUUGACCUCCAUGGAUUGCAGCUCACCUGCCAUCUCGCCUCAAAUCUUUAAUGGAGGGGCAAUGUAUUUGAAGGACUCCGUGGCAUCGAUUCAGAAUGUCAUAGUGACUGAUUGUAUUGCCAAUCAUGGGGCGGCGGUGGCAGCCUGGGGUGCAGACAGGUCGAUCAUCACAGAUAGCGUGUUUGAACGCCAUGUUGGCACUGCAUGGGGUGGUACGAUGCUCAUUGAGGAAUCAUCCAUGACCGAGUUUCAUCGGUGCCGCUUCUCUCAUGGUCAGAGUGAUUAUGGUGGCAUCCUGGACGAUGGAGGAAUAGCAUCGCCCUUGUUUACUGACUGCAUUUUUGAGUACGGGGCAUCUGUCCAUGGCGCUGGCUACUACGGUUAUGGCUCUUCACAAAGCCGGUUCAUGAACACCAUUUUUCGCAACGGAUUUUCAAGUUCAUCUGGUGGCGCUGUCUACCUGACUGCGGACACCAAGCCGGAGUUCACGAACGUCACAUUUUUUAACAAUACAGCACGUUCUGAAGCUGGAGCAGUGCGAAGCUAUGCUGCGCGCUUGCGCUUCACGAGCAGCCGCUUCACUCAAAACUCAAUUUUUGGCAAGGGCAUUGGGUGUGCGAUGCAGGCCAAUUCUGGGUAUUUGACAAUGGAAGAUGUGGACUUUGAAGACAACUCUGGAUGCCUCAAAGGUACACCGAUGCUGCAACAAUGCAGCCUUCAAUCUUUCGGCGAGAAUGUGACCUUCAGCGCCAACACCGCUGGUGCAGAGGGCGGGGCCAUUGAGGUUCAGCUUCAGGAAGACGCCCCAGCAAGCAUCAGUUUAAUUGAGACCAUCAUGGAGUCCAACCACGCGAACUCAAAUGGCGGCGCAAUUGCUUGCAGUGAAGCUUCGGGAGAGCAGGUCGCCCUGAGCUUGGUGAACAGCAGUGUCCUCCGGAACACAGCGUAUGGCAAUGGAGCUGGUCUCCACUCGCGCUGCAGCAGUUUGACGGAGCAGGCCCUGUUUGUGGAUGUGAGCUUCCACCGGAACCGCGCCAGACUGGGUGCAGUGGUUUUCUUCAACGGCUUUCCAAGUUGCCGUGUGCCCGUCACAGAGUCAAACUUGUGGAACGCGUCCCAAGCUUCAGCCUGGUCUUGGUCGGACUUUGGAGCUUCGGUCACUGGAAACAUCGCAACGCUGGGCAACUGCACCGUUCUGCCAGAUGGAUUGGCAUUGCAAGGUUUCCCUGGAAUGGCACUGAGCUUUGAGGCGACCUUGAAGGACUUCUUCGGACAGGUCUACAUCGAUGACACGCUGACAGUCGAACUGGUAAAAGAUACGCAGUCUCACAGCUGCUCCCUCGUAGGUGUGGAACAGCAUCGCUUACUGGGAGGAGCGACCCGCAUCCAGGAUGUGCGGGUGCUUUCGGUGGAAUCCGAUGGAUCUGGAUGGAACCCCUCAUGUCGGGUCUCUGUACGAGUCCCUUUGUCCAUUUUUGCCUUGCAGUCCGUACGAACUGCCACGAUCCAGAUUUAUAUGGGACCUUCAGCCACCGAUUGUCCCAGCGGGUGGAUAUCUGAAACUGUUGGCAGCCAACGACAAUGCAAGGCUUGCCCUCCAGGUUCAUUUGGACGAGGAGAUCGCUGCGAAGUUUGCGAAGUGGGCAAGUUCAUGGCUGAAGAGGGAGGCAGUGAAUGCAAGAGUUGCCCGGCUGGUUAUGGAUGUCCAGCCGGGACCAGCAUUCCGGCCCCCUGUGUGCCAGGCUUUUUCCAGGGUGAGAAAGGGAGGGAAAACUGCGAGCGAUGCCCAAUUGGCUCGUAUGCCUCUGAUUAUGCGUCUACUACAUGCAGACCAUGUGGCAUGGGAAUGAUCACGGCUGAAAGCGGUUCGGUGACCAGGGGCGCUUGCGUGUGUGCUCAUGGCAAGUUUAUCACCCACAAUGGAUGUGUGGGCUGCCCAGACGGCAUGGUCUGUGUGCAAGGGCUGGAUCCUCCAAAGCAACGAGAGGGCUACUGGGCGCAGGUCAUCGAUUCUGGUCUCGGCCAGUAUUCAGUGCUCCUUUGUCGCAAUCAACUUGAGUGCCCGAAAGGCGAUCCAGAGCUUUGUGCAGACCAUCGUGAGGGCACAGCCUGCAACAACUGCUUGCCCCGAUACUAUCCGACAGACAGUGGAAGUUGCUCAGCCUGCGAGCCGACCGAUGCCUUGCCAUUUUACCUGACCAUUCUUGGAGUUUGGUGUCUGGUCAGCUUGCUGGUGACCUGGAUGAACACUGAGAUGUCCAAUUCGAACUUGAACAAGCUGACCAUCGCCGCCGUGGCCAAUCAGCUCUGUUUCACUAUCCAAACGCUCUCGACCAUUCGGCAGUUGCACAUCCAAUGGCCUGAGCCGGUGAAAAGCCUCAUCAGCCUCGCCGACUUGAUCACCAUGAUAGACCUUGACUUCUUGAAGAUUGCCUGUGCAAGCCAGUAUGAUCAUCCAGCUGUCAAGCUGAUAGGUCAACUACUGACGUUCCCGGUACUUGUAUUUGGCGUGGUGGGAAUUUGGCUGCUUCAACGUGCAUGCGGACGACAUCGAAUCCCUUUCGAUCACUUGUUCAACAUCAUGGGGCUGAUUCUGUUUGCAUUCUCAUUAGGCCUCUCGCUGACGACCCUGAUGCCAUUUCAGUGUUUGCCCAACCCCAACGGCACAAGCUCGAUGGCCAACAACCCUGGCGUGAUUUGCUACCGCUCCACUGAUCAUACGCUCUUAGCGUGCAUCGGUGCUGCUGGGAUCCUGGUGUAUCCUGCUGGCAUUAUCAGCUGGGCUGCUUGGACCACAUAUCAAUAUCCUGCUCGUGCAGCAUCAGGGAAGGGCUUGACUUUGCUAUACCGCUACCGCUUCUUCUUCCAGCGCUUCAAGCAAAAGUGUUAUGGGUUUGGGCUCUUUAUCUUGGUGCGAAACUUCAUCUUGGCUCUCACGCCAAUUGUUCUGGUGCCUGUACCUUCAUUGCAAGUUCCAAUGGUUGGUUUUUUCCUCUUGGUCAGCUUGGUGGCGCAGUUGCGCUUUUGGCCAUGGAGGACUAGGACGGCCAAUGUGGUCGAUAUGCUCAUGAACAGCUUCCUGAUGUUGACGUUGCUUGGAGUUGCUCCUUUGCUGGACAUCGACCAGGUGGAAGCCACAUUGGUUUUGGGGUACAUGCUAUGUGUUCCCGUUCUGGCCCCGGUGGUGCUCGCCCUGGGCGCGGUGGUGUGGUCGGGGUGCCGCUCAUGGGACAGCAGCCGAAAGUGGGACAUUUUCCUUUGCCAUCACAAAGGAGGAGGUGGAGCCUUAGCAAGGUACGUGAAGCUCACGAUGAAUUCCCAAGGGAAUUGCCGUGUAUUUCUCGAUGCUGAUUCCCUGGACAGCCUUGAUACACUCUUUGAAACGGUGCGCGACCGGACGCGGCAUUUUGUCUCCUGA